CCACCCACAUUCCUUGAGGCAGAUUAAUCAUGGACAUAUCCAAAGCACCAAAUCCCCGCAAAUUGCAGCUCUGUCGGACGUAUUUCUUUGCUGGGUUUGCCCUUCUGCCAUUUGUGUGGGCCAUCAACGUUUGCUGGUUUUUCCAGGAAGCCUUCCGCAAGCCCCCCUACCCGGAGCAAAGCCAGAUAAAAAGAUUUGUAAUAUACUCGGCAAUCGGGACACUACUGUGGCUGCUGGUGCUCUGCGCUUGGAUUGUGAUAUUCCAGACGAAUCGCACAGCCUGGGGUGCUACCGCGGACUAUAUAAGCUUCAUCAUACCCCUGGGCAGUGCAUAACCGACUAACCAAACACACUAGAUAUACUAAUAAAUUAUGAUAUUAAAAAAAAGACUUAACCAGAAGAAAAGUAAAACAAUUGUUUAAUUAAAUUACAUAUUUUUUAUUCACAUCUAAA
This is a messenger RNA of Drosophila bipectinata, 453 nucleotides long. It is a transcript of the gene pen-2, whose product is annotated as presenilin enhancer. Gene Ontology annotation, biological process: Notch receptor processing. NCBI's taxonomy places the organism in Eukaryota, Metazoa, Arthropoda, Insecta, Diptera, Drosophilidae. The record is from RefSeq and is a predicted model, not a curated record. Gene Ontology annotation, cellular component: gamma-secretase complex.